AUGCUAUCACGUCUACCCACUGCCGACGAAAUUGAUAUGAAUCAGGUUUUUGAAUUCGAAACUUCUGAAUUUGAUUCCGAUUCAUACAAAGAGCUUAGAGAUGUAGUGGCGAAGAAUCAAGAAAGGCUUCCAGAUCUAAAAAUCAUAGACAAUAUGGUGUUUAAAAAGAGUCUUGCGUCGUAUGAUCCGGAAACCCAAGAGUUCCAAUGGAAAUUAUGGGUCCCCGUGUCAUUAACCCAUGAAUUAAUUAAACAAGCCCACGAAAAAACCACAUCAGCACAUGGAGGAAUAUCUAAAUCCCUAUAUCGCCUACGGGAAAAAUAUUAUUGGCCUCAGAUGGGCUCGCAGAUCAGGCAAUACGUUUCCAAAUGUUCCAUAUUGGCAAUGGUGGACCACUACACCAAAUUCACCUUUUUGAAAGCGAUGCGAGAAGCAACCGCCUCUGAUGUGGUCAAAUUUAUAAUUGAAGAUAUUUACCGCAAAUUUGGUGUACCCGAGACGGUGCACAGUGACAAUGGGGCCCAGUUUAUUUCAAAAACAUUCAAGGACAUGAUCGAAACAUAUGGUAUAAAUUACAUCCAAACUGCUCCAUAUGCCCCGCAGUCAAAUGCAUCUGAACGGGUCAACCAAUCAGUACUGUGUGACGACCAAAAAGUCGUUGCACUAAUUUUUGCCCACACCAUAAAACAACAAAAUAAAAAGGGUUACAGUUAUUCUCCCGCAUCACAGCCAUUGGUUGUAAUGAUCACAGCCCCUCCCACGCUAGAACACGUGGUUGGGGCUUGCUAUAAAAGGGAGAUCAACGAGUGA
Molecule: messenger RNA, 810 nt
Organism: Musca vetustissima
Lineage: Eukaryota; Metazoa; Arthropoda; Insecta; Diptera; Muscidae
Exons: 3
Coding region: 1-810 (269 amino acids)
Biological process (GO): DNA integration
Molecular function (GO): nucleic acid binding
Source: RefSeq, a predicted model, not a curated record